Messenger RNA from Eutrema salsugineum, 2035 nucleotides. RefSeq names its product aspartic proteinase-like protein 2. The record is from RefSeq and is a predicted model, not a curated record. Gene Ontology annotation, biological process: proteolysis. Gene Ontology annotation, molecular function: aspartic-type endopeptidase activity. The transcript is spliced from 10 exons. The coding region runs from base 295 to 1773 and encodes 492 amino acids. NCBI's taxonomy places the organism in Eukaryota, Viridiplantae, Streptophyta, Magnoliopsida, Brassicales, Brassicaceae.
UGGAGUAAUCUGCACUGGAACAUCUUCUGUUUAUCCAUCACUGUUACUUCUUCUUCUCUCUCUCUCUCUCUCUCUCUCUCUCUCUCUCUCAAAAGUACAAACCAAAUCUGCAAAACUACUGUUUUCAUGAAUUUCGAGACUGCAGAUUUGUAACAGUUUAUUAUCCAAUAGGCAGCUUAAAUUCUCCACUCUUAUGUCGUGGCCAGAAGAAGAAAAAAAAAUGUAUCUUUUUGAUUUUUGACGACAUAUAGAGAUCUUGUUACCACUUAAAGCAUACCACAAGCCGGAGCAGCUAUGGCGGCUGUUCGGUUUACGGCGGGUAUUCUGGUUUUUCUAUUACCGGCGGCGGUUUUGUCUUACGGUUUUCCGGCGGCCUUGAAACUGGAAAGAGCGGUUCCGGCGAACCACGAGAUGGAAAUCAGUCAACUCAAGGCGCGUGACAGAGCCAGACACGGCAGAUUGUUACAGUCGCUCGGCGGAGUUAUAGAUUUCCCCGUCGACGGAACUUUUGAUCCUUUCGUUGUUGGAUUAUACUACACGAAACUGCGAUUGGGAUCACCUCCAAGAGACUUUUAUGUACAGGUUGACACAGGAAGUGAUGUUUUGUGGGUCAGCUGUGCUUCUUGCAAUGGCUGCCCUCAAACUAGUGGACUCCAAAUUCAGUUGAAUUUCUUUGAUCCAGGGAGCUCAGUAACAGCAACACCGGUCUCAUGUUCUGACCAAAGAUGUAGUUGGGGUGUUCAGUCCUCUGAUUCGGGCUGUUCUGUUCAGAACAACCUUUGCGCUUACACGUUUCAGUAUGGGGAUGGAAGUGGCACCUCGGGGUUCUACGUCUCUGAUGUCUUGCAGUUUGAUAUGAUUGUAGGAAGCUCUCUGGUCCCAAACUCAACCGCUCAGGUUGUGUUCGGAUGUAGCACCUCGCAGACGGGUGAUUUAGUGAAGUCGGAUAGAGCGGUUGAUGGAAUCUUCGGGUUUGGGCAGCAAGGAAUGUCUGUGAUUUCUCAGCUUGCUUCACAGGGAUUAGCUCCGAGAGUGUUCUCACACUGCUUGAAAGGAGAGAAUGGAGGCGGAGGCAUAUUGGUUCUUGGAGAAAUUGUGGAGCCAAACAUCGUCUUUACUCCACUCGUUCCCUCACAGCCUCAUUAUAAUGUGAAUCUGCUGAGCAUCUCAGUAAAUGGCCAAGCGUUGCCUAUCAAUCCAUCGGUCUUCUCCACAUCAAACGGCCAGGGAACAAUCAUUGACACUGGUACAACACUGGCAUACCUUUCUGAAGCAGCUUAUGUUCCUUUCGUUGAAGCUAUUACAAAUGCUGUUUCGCAGUCUGUCAGGCCUGUUGUUUCAAAAGGGAACCAAUGUUAUGUAAUAGCCACGAGUGUCGCAAACAUAUUUCCUCCAGUUAGCUUGAAUUUUGCCGGUGGAGCAACCAUGUUCUUGAAUCCUCAGGAUUACCUCAUACAGCAGAACAACGUCGGAGGUACUGUUGUGUGGUGCAUCGGUUUUCAGAGGAUACAGAAUCAGGGGAUUACAAUCCUUGGAGAUUUGGUUCUUAAAGACAAAAUCUUUGUCUAUGAUCUGGUCGGUCAGAGAAUCGGAUGGGCAAACUACGACUGUUCAAUGUCAGUAAAUGUCUCUGCGACUAGCAGCAGUGGAAGAAGUGAAUAUGUGAACGCAGGACAGUUUAGUGACAAUGCCGCGCCGCAAAGCGUGUCUUUAGACAUUGUCGGAAACACUCUAAUGCUCUUACUAAUAAUGGUAAUCAACAUGUUCUUAUAGCACACAGCUUUUGCAGAUUUGCCUUGUGUAGUUUAUUAUGUACACUGUUUUAUUUGGUCGUCGGCGUGUUAUUUGUGGUCGCCGGAGAGUAAUUUUCUCCCGACCGGCGAAGCCAAGCAGAAGAAAAGUUCACUUCUUUGUUGUUUGUUUUUGUCUUUGUUUUCAUUCCAUUGUUAUAUAGUUUUGUAUGUAAAUAAUUCGUCUUUUACGUAGUGGUGUGUGGUUGUGUCGUUCUUCUGAUAAAAGGUUUUCUUUUUUACCA